This is a messenger RNA of Exophiala dermatitidis NIH/UT8656, 3552 nucleotides long. RefSeq lists its product as uncharacterized. The transcript is spliced from 3 exons. Gene Ontology annotation, biological process: chromosome organization. Gene Ontology annotation, molecular function: ATP binding; ATP hydrolysis activity; protein binding. Lineage: Eukaryota; Fungi; Ascomycota; Eurotiomycetes; Chaetothyriales; Herpotrichiellaceae. Bases 1 to 3552 code for a protein of 1183 amino acids. Gene Ontology annotation, cellular component: chromosome. The record is from RefSeq and is a predicted model, not a curated record.
AUGAAGAUCAUCGAACUGAUUAUCGAUGGAUUCAAAUCCUACAGCCAGAGGACCGUCAUAUCUGGCUGGGACCAAACUUUCAAUGCGGUUACCGGACUCAAUGGAUCGGGGAAAUCCAAUAUUCUCGAUUCGAUAUGUUUCGUUUUGGGCAUCACCAACAUGUCCACCGUGCGGGCGCAGAACUUGCAAGAUCUGAUAUACAAGCGCGGUCAGGCGGGCGUCACCAAGGCAAGCGUAACCAUCGUCUUCGAUAACAGCGACAAGAGUACGAGUCCGAUUGGGUUUGAAGAGUAUGGGCAGAUCAGCGUCACGCGCCAAAUAGUGAUGGGCGGUACAAGCAAGUAUCUGAUAAACGGUCACCGAGCACAACAGACGACGGUGCAGAAUUUAUUCCAGAGCGUCGGCUUAAAUAUCAACAAUCCAAAUUUCAUCAUCAUGCAAGGUCGGAUCACCAAAGUGCUUAACAUGAAACCUGCCGAAAUCUUGGCCAUGAUCGAAGAAGCGGCAGGAACACGCAUGUUUGAGGACCGGAAGGAGAAGGCCACGAAAACAAUGGCCAAGAAGGAAAUGAAGGUGGUGGAAAUCGAAGGAUUGCUGAGAGAAGAGAUUGAGCCUAAGCUGGAUAAGCUACGAGGCGAGAAGCGCGCAUGGCUUGAUUAUCAGAAGACACAGAGUGAGCUGGAACGAUUGACCAGGGUGGUGGUAGCCGCCGACUAUGUUCGAGCAGGAGAAAAGAUGCGGACGGCUUCGGAGGAGCAUGAGUCAAAGAGAGCCAAGGUCCAACAUUUGGAAGAAAAUGCCGUCAAGCUGAAACGCGAGAUUGAAAAUUUAGAUGAGGACGCCCAAAGAGUACGGGCUGUGCGAGAGAAAGAAAUGCGGAAAGGUGGUCACUUUCAAGAGAUCGAGACGCAAGUCAAGGAACUCAGUCACGAGCUUGUGCGAUUGGCGACAGUGCUCGACCUGAAGCAGUCGAGUGUGGCAGAAGAAGAGCAGAAGAAGAAAGACAUUGCCAAAACUGUGAAUGGUCUCGAGAAGCAGGUUAACGACAAGAAGGCAGCUUUGGAACGGCUUCAGGCCAAGUGGAACAGCGCAAAAACGGAUCUCGACGCUCAGACAUCGGAAGUGGAAAAGAAAGAGGAGCUUCUUUCAACACUCCAGACCGGCGUGGCCUCGAGGGAAGGGCAAGAGACUGGAUACCAGGGACAGCUACAAGAGGCACGCAAUCGGUUGACGACGGCGGGCACGGAACAGGAGCAAGCCAAGCUGAAAAUCUCUCAUCUGCAACAACGCAUCAAAGAGGACGAACCCCGUGCGAAGAAGGCGCGAGAACAGAACGCCGAUUUGUUGAAAGGUCUCGAAACACUUCGGAAGCAAGCACGGCAAUUGGAGAGCAAUCUACAGAAGCUUGGGUUCGAGCCUGGACGAGAAGAGCAGAUGAGAGAACAAGAGGUUGCCUUGCAGAAGAAUAAUCGACAGUUGACGAAGGAAGCAGACGAACUUAAGCGGAAAGUGGCCAAUGUCGACUUCCAUUUCAGCGACCCAUCGCCCAACUUCGACCGGUCCAAAGUCAAAGGGCUCGUCGCGCAACUUUUCACCCUUGAUAAGGACAAAUCUAUUGCCGGGACAGCUCUAGAGAUUUGUGCCGGAGGCAGAUUGUAUAAUGUGGUUGUCGACACGGCCGAAACUGGUACCCAGAUCCUGCAAAAGGGCAAACUCAAGAAGAGAGUGACAAUCAUCCCUUUGAAUAAGAUCUCGGCUUUCAGAGCCUCGGCAGAGAAAGUUGGAGCGGCGCAGAGAAUUGCUCCUGGCAAGGUCGAUCUUGCAUUGUCGCUGAUUGGAUAUGAUCAUGAGGUAUCGGCGGCCAUGGACUAUGUUUUUGGCACCACGUUGAUCUGUCAUGACGCAGAAACGGCCAAGCGUGUCACGUUCGACCCGGCGGUACGGUUAAAAAGUGUAACGCUUGAAGGAGACGUCUAUGACCCAUCUGGAACGCUGUCUGGUGGCAGUUCGCCGAACACAAGUGGCGUCCUUGUCAUCCUGCAGAAGUUGAACGAGGUGACCAAGGAACUGCAAAGAAAUCAGGCCGAGCUUCAGAGUUUACAACAGACCAUGAGAGAUGAACAGAGCAAACUUGCCAACAUCAAGGCCGUCAAACAGGAGCUUGACCUCAAAACACAUGAGAUCAAGCUCAGUGAAGACCAAAUCUCGGGAAACUCGUCUUCCUCCAUUAUCCAAGCCAUCGAAGAGAUGAAGACGUCCAUUGUUCAGCUUCAACAAAACAUGUCAGACGCCAAAGCUCGACAGGCAGAAGCCGCCAAGGAUGUCAAAAGGAUCGAAAAGGAUAUGGAAGACUUUAGCAAAAACAAGGACAGCAAGUUGAAGGAACUGGAGAAGUCGUUGACGGAGCUCAAAAAAUCUCUUGGUAAGACGUCCGCGGCGAUCAAAUCUCUACAGAAGGAAUUGCAGGACGCCCGAAUAGACUGUGAACAGGCCGAGAGUGAUCUGAGUGCGGCUCAAGAGCAGCUUGCCGAAACCGAAGCCGCCAUCGAGAGCCAGAUGCAGGAACUUCAAACCCUCCGAGAGGAGGAGGCCGCCGUCAAGAGCAAACAUGACAUUGCGCAGGCGGAACUUGCCGACGAACGAGCAAAGUUGACCGGUUUUGACGAUGAGCUCCGGGAGCUGGAGCAAGCCAAAUCACGCAAGUCGAAACAAUUAGCAGAAGAGGCCCUUGAAGUACAAAAGCUCGGACAUGCGGUGGAAAAGGCGCAAAAGGACGCGCAAGCCGCGGCACAGAUGGUGGCAGCAUUGGAGAAAGAGCACGACUGGAUCGAAGACAACAAAGACCAGUUUGGGCGAGCCGGGACGCCGUACGACUUCCAGGGCAAGAACCUAGCCGAAAGCCGCGCGACACUCAAGAAUGUCACCGAGCGGUUCCAGGGCAUGAAGAAAAAGAUCAACCCGAAGGUGAUGCCUAUGAUCGAUAGUGUCGAGAAAAAAGAGGCCAGCCUGAAACACAUGUUGCGGACCGUGGUGCGGGACAAGAAGAAGAUUGAAGAGACGAUCAGCACGCUCGAUGAGUAUAAAAAGGAGGCACUUCUCAAGACCUGGCGUAAGGUUACUGAGGAUUUUGGCAAUAUCUUUUCGGACCUCCUGCCGGGAAAUAAUACGGCGAAACUGGUGCCUCUCGAUGACAACAUUGACCGAAUCCAGGAAGGCCUGGAGGUUAAAGUGUGUUUGGGCAAGGUGUGGAAACAGAGUCUUACCGAGCUUUCGGGAGGUCAAAGAUCUCUCAUUGCUCUCUCUCUCAUCCUUGCUUUGUUGCAGUUCAAGCCGGCUCCAAUGUAUAUUUUGGACGAGGUCGAUGCCGCUCUCGAUCUUUCGCACACCCAGAAUAUCGGCCGCAUCAUCAAGACGCGCUUCAAGGGGUCGCAGUUCAUUGUCGUCAGUCUUAAAGAUGGCAUGUUCCAGAAUGCCAAUCGGGUCUUCCGCACUAGGUUCAGUGAGGGCACUAGUGUGGUGUCGGUCAUGACGCCGGGCGAGCUGAAGGGAUGA